GUGCAGCAGUUUUGCGAGUUGGUCGUGUCGUGUUGGGUGUAAGAUGUCGAAGAAGUUUUUUACCACAAUAACCUGUUGCUGUUAUUAUAAACAUUUGAAAAUAUCCGAAAUGUAAACUGUAUUAUACGUACGAUAUGUGUUAUAUUGAGUUUAGUGUUAAAUUAUGUAAUAAAAUCUUUUAAUCAUGGGAUUAACAAUGUCAAAACAAGAGACUUCGGCCCCUGAGGCUGACAGUAUCAUAUCGUCGAAGUUACACGGUAGACAGGCUAGUAUUAGGCAAAGUACUAUCAAAGCCAAGGCUAAACAACCGAUGCCAGACCCUGCAGAACUAGAAAAAAGAUUUACGAAAGUUUUGGCUUCUAUGGACCUACCUCCAGACAAGGCAAAACUACUGAAAAGUUAUGACUACGAUAAAAAAUGGGAUAUUAUCUGUGAUCAGGAAAUGGUACACGCAAAGGACCCUCCUUCUUAUUAUUUAAACAAAUUACGCACUUAUCUCGAUCCUAAGGCAUCUCGAAGUCACAGGAAAAGAAAAAUGGUUGUGGACUCGACUUCGACGCAAGUUCUUCGAGAUUUAGAAAUAUCUUUACGCACAAAUCACAUAGAAUGGGUGCGGGAAUUUUUAAACGAAGAAAAUCUCGGUUUAGACGUUUUAAUUGAUUACCUGAGUUUCCGAUUGGGUAUGAUGAGGCACGAACAAAGGAUAAACGAAUCUCGAACGACGUCCGAAGAAAAAUUAACCGGCCAGAAUUCGUUGAAUCACAAUCAAACCUUAGUGGAUAAGAGCAACGGGUACAUCAGGGCUCCUCUGGAGAUGCAGGACAGUCCGAGUUUGAAAAGGAGAUCGAAACACGUCGCCAAAUUAAACAUGGGGGAUUCCAAGGACGAUAUACACGUUUGUAUAAUGUGUAUGAGAGCUAUAAUGAACAAUAAGUACGGUUUCAAUAUGGUGAUCCAACACCGGGAAGCGAUUAAUUGCAUAUCGCUGAGUCUUAUACAUAAAAGUUUACGUACUAAAGCUUUAGUAUUGGAACUUUUAGCGGCAAUUUGUUUAGUUAAAGGUGGGCACGAAAUUAUUUUGUCUGCCUUCGAUAAUUUUAAGGAAGUUUGCCACGAAAGGCUCAGGUUUCAGACGUUGAUGGAUUAUUUUUUGAAUUUCGAGGCGUUUCACAUCGAAUUUAUGGUGGCGUGUAUGCAAUUUGUAAAUAUUAUAGUACAUUCAGUUGAAGAUAUGAAUUUCAGGGUACACCUCCAAUACGAAUUCACCGCGUUAGGACUGGAUAGUUAUUUGGAAAAAUUGAGAUUUACCGAAAGCGAAGAUUUGCACGUUCAAAUUUCCGCUUAUCUGGAUAACGUAUUCGAUGUGGCCGCCCUCAUGGAGGACAGCGAAACCAAAACGGCCGCUUUGGAAAAAGUUACCGAAUUAGAAGACGAAGUGGCUCAAUUACACGAAAGGCUGCAAGACGUCGAACAUAGGGCUUUAGAAAACAUCGCCAGUCUCGAAACGGAAUUGAUACAAGUGAGACAAGAACGAGACGAACUGGUGGAAGUGAAGAAGAAAGCGGACGAAGAAGUUUCGACAUUGAGAAGGGUGGUGCAACACCACGAACAAGAAUCUAAAAAUAGACAAUCGAUGUUCGAAUCCAAAACGGCGGAAUCGGAACCUAGCGCACCGGCUUCGAGGAAAUCCGAAUCGGAAUCGCCUAAACGAUCGGUGCAAGAUUGUCCGAAUAUUCCUGCUCCGCCUCCGUGUCCGAGUGUUGUUGCUCCGGCUGCUCCGCCGCCGCCUCCUUGUCCUCCACCGCCGCCAUUGAAACCGACUGGCGGUUGCAUAAUUCCCCCGCCUCCAGCUGGUUUUAUGCAAGCGCCAGACGGGGCUAUGACCAUCAAGAGGAAAGUUCAAACCAAAUAUAAAUUACCGACUGUUAAUUGGAUUGCUUUGAAACCGAAUCAAGUCAGGGGGACGAUUUUUAAUGAGCUCGACGAUGAUAAGUUGCACGGUUGCAUCGAUUUUAAUGACUUCGAGGAAAGAUUCAAAAUUGGAAAUGCCAAUAUUAUGUCAAACGGUAAAAGUGAAACUGACGGUUUACAAACGUUCCCAAGCAAGAGAGGCAAAAAACCAGAACAAGUCACUUUGUUAGAACAUACUAGAUUACGAAAUAUUGCAAUAUCUAGACGUAAACUCGAAAUGACACCGGAAAAGGUGAUAAACGCCAUAAAUAUAUUAGACUUGAAACAAUUGUCACUGGAAAACGUCGAACUUCUGCAAAGAAUGGUACCGACCGAACAAGAAACUAAAGCCUACAGAGAAUACCAAUUCGAAAAGAAAAACGUCAAUUUAUUGACGGAAGAAGAUAAAUUUUUAUUGCAAUUGACCAAAGUCGAAAGGAUAUCGGCGAAAUUGUCGAUUAUGAGCUACAUAGGAAAUUUCUUCGAUAACAUACAUUUAGUCACGCCCCAAAUCCACGCCAUAAUCUCCAGUUCGAAUUCGGUGAAAAAUUCGAAAAAACUUCGAUCCGUAUUGGAAAUCAUCCUGGCGUUUGGAAAUUAUUUGAACAGCAGUAAACGAGGCCCCGCCUACGGUUUCAAACUUCAAUCUUUGGACACUUUGUUGGAUACCAAAUCGACGGAUAAACGGUUGUGUCUUUUACAUUACAUCGUUGCCACGAUUAGACAGAAAUUCCCAGAACUUUUGAAUUUCGAUAGCGAACUCCAUUAUAUAGAAAAAGCUGCAGUAGUAUCAUUAGAAAACAUAAAUACGGAUGUGAACGAACUGGACAAAGGUAUGGAGGCAGUACGCAAAGAAGCCGAAAUAAGAGGUAGAGGUAACCACAGUUUGGUGGUUAGAGAUUUCUUAGUGAACGCCGAAGACAAAUUGAGACGAUUAAAAAGCGACGCCAAAAUGGCCCAAGACGCUUUUAGGGAAUGCGUGGAAUUUUUCGCCGAAUCACCCAGAACGACAGAUGCCAAUACUUUCUUCUCGUUAUUAGUUCGAUUCGUCAAAGCUUUCAAGUUAGCGGAUCAAGAAAAUGAACAAAGGAGAAGGUUAGAAUUGGCUGCGCAGAAUGCUACUAACAAAACUAACGAGGAUGUACAAAAGAGGAAUAAACUGAAUCAAAAAAAGCAGCAGGAGGCUGUGAUAAAUGAACUUAAAACAAAAACGAGGAUGGUACAAGAGAAAAAACUACUUCAGCAAGACGAAGUUUACAACGGUGCCCUCGAAGAUAUAUUAUUAGGAUUGAAAAGCGAACCCUACAGAAGGGCAGACGCCGUAAGGAGAAGCCAGAGGAGAAGAAUAGAUAAUAAUAGGUUAUCGAAAACGUUGGAGGAGAUGGAAGUGUAGAUUUUUUUCUUUAUUAUUAAGUAGUUUAUACAUUGUCGCGAUGUAUGCAUUUAUAGAUAAUAUAUUUUCGUAUUUUUUUUGUUAUUGAUCUUUAUUUACGAGAUUGUUUUCAAUUAAUUGCAAUUUUUGGACACAUUUACAUAUUUUACAGGACCAUUAUUGAAAAAUGUGUUAAAAAAAGCGAAUAAAACAAAUAAUAUUUAAAAAAAAAUGUUUCGGUGCCUUAAAAAUGUAUGCCUAGGUAUUUGCAGACUGAAAAGAUAUUUUCCUAGCAAAUAAUAUGUUCAAGUGAUAUUUUUAGCCUCUAAAAAUGACAAAUUUAACCAAAAAAUCGCGAAAAUAUACAGAGUACAUAGAAAAAUAUAUCAACUACUCUGUGUAUCAAUAUUUUUAUGUAGAUUCGAAUAAAAAAAUGCAUUUAUUAAAAAUAAAUUCUUGAACAAUUUCCAGUAGUUUACACUUAGGAAUUUUACUGCAAGAAUGUCACUGAAUUUAUGGGUUUAAUUUUAGUUUUGUUCCCCCCUGUGUUUGAUAAGAAAAAUCGAAAUUUGAAACUUGAGAAAUAAUAAAAAAAAAAUUAGGGAAACUGUUACGUUCCAUAUUAUCUCAAAGUUAGUUAUGAGGGAAUUUUAUAUAUAAAUAAUAAUUUGGUGCAAAAGUUUGCUUCAACUAUAUUUUUUAUCUUAAAGAUCUCCAAGAUGAAAUUGCUGGGAAGAUUAGUGCUAUUUAUAUAAUACCACUACACCAACACUCGCAAUUACAUUGUCUGGUCCUUAGAGCCUCAUAUAACGAUUUAAGGUAGGUUUGAAGGAUCAAACAGUGUAGCUCUGUAUGUUGGUGUAGUGGUAGUGAACACUUUUCAGUGUAAAUAGCACUUAUCUUCCCAAAAAUUUCAUUCUGGUGAUUUGAAUGUUUAUUUAUCAGGAGGAAUCCCCUUAGAUGCACAUAAAAGACCUUCUAAUACAUUAAUAAUUGUUCAAAUCAUAGAAAAAUUGAAAUUAAAGCAAAUUUUAACGCAUCCUCGAUAUUUUGAUGCAUAGAUUACGAAACAAAACAAAAAUACUGGGAACUGUAUUAAAUUAUGAAAACUUGUUUAUUUUGCUUUUUCAAAUAAUUCAAUAUAAUUUCUAAUUCUAUUACAUGAGAAAAUUGAUGCAUUUACAAUUAAAAAGGAAAUUUAAUGAACCCUCUAAAAUCUCUCAUAAAAAAUGUUUCUAGUACAAUCUGAUUCAAGAAUUUCACUUUUAUGUCAUUUUUCUUCACUAGUUUUUGUUACAGGAGAUGUAUCAUAAACUUAAUAAAUGAAAAUACUUGAAAAGUGAAUUUAUUCUCAUUUUUGUACUAAAAACCGAUUUCUAUUCAAUUUUCCCCCUGUACGUUCCAAUUUUUGAUUUAUAUCACUUACAAACGUCCUUUAUGCCCCUUUUUCACUUUCAAAUCAAUCUAAUUAUGUCAGAACAACAUCCCUAUAAUGAAACCCCCAUUUUUAUACAGUUUAGUUCAAUUUUUAUGUACUGGUUCGUGCUGCAGAGAAUAAUUCAUCCAUUUAACUUAAAAAAUGUACAAAAAGUUGAUGUUUUUUCAUUUUUGAAUCAUAAUAAAACUAAAUAUCGAUUUUCCCUCUGUAUAAUCCAGAUUUUAACCCACAGUUUACAAAUUGAAAUAAAAAAUCGAUUUAUAUCACUCAGAAAUAGUGUUAACGUCCUUUUUUCACUUUCAAAUCAAUUUACUGACAUUAUGAAAACCUCUAUACUUUAUUUACUGUUUGGUUCAAUUUUUAUUUACUAGUUCUUCCUAAUUUAACUUGGAAACUAUACAUAAAGCGAAUUUAUUCUCAUUUUUGAUCAUAUGUACUAACUAUCGAUUUAUAUUCAAUUUUCUCCCUGUAUACUCCAUAGAAAGAUUUAUAGAUCCUAACACAAACCAAAAAAUCGAUCAAUAUCAUUGAAAAACGAUUUGAAAUAUUUUUUUCUACUUUCCAAACCAAUUUGCCUACUAUUACCCUCAUAACAUAACAUACCAUAGGUAAAAUUAGUAAUAGAAAUUAUGGAUUUCAUUACUGUUAUUUGAAAACCAAGCAAACUACUUGCAAAUUAUGGUUUUACUAGAUUUUUUUGUAAUAGACGAACGUAACAGCCCCUACAAUACUCUAGUUGAAUAUUUUGUACUAUAAUUUAUAUGCUUAUAUUGUGAUUUAUAUAAAGUUUUUUUUAUAUUUAAAUAAACAUUGUAUAUACUUAUUUUAUUGAAUAUAAUGUGAAAAU
This is a messenger RNA of Diorhabda carinulata, 5607 nucleotides long. RefSeq names its product formin-like protein. Gene Ontology annotation, molecular function: actin filament binding; small GTPase binding. Gene Ontology annotation, cellular component: cytosol. The record is from RefSeq and is a predicted model, not a curated record. Lineage: Eukaryota; Metazoa; Arthropoda; Insecta; Coleoptera; Chrysomelidae. The coding region runs from base 185 to 3343 and encodes 1052 amino acids. Gene Ontology annotation, biological process: cortical actin cytoskeleton organization; cell migration; regulation of cell shape. The transcript is spliced from 14 exons.